This is a messenger RNA of Amoebophrya sp. A25, 691 nucleotides long. NCBI's taxonomy places the organism in Eukaryota, Dinophyceae, Syndiniales, Amoebophryaceae. The record is from the annotation of a GenBank genome assembly.
AGAUAGGACAAGGACAACCUCAGAUUGUGACGACGAACACAACGCGACUGUGCAUCCGAGCAGUCGAAAGUUGCCUAGUUCAGGUACAGUAUCUGUUACUUUCAAAGAAAACAAAGAUAUAAUCGUCAUCCUACAUCAUGUACAUGAACUCUCGACAGCGAGAGGACCACUAGAACUCCAGAACAUCGCAGACUUCGACACGACUAUCCCCCGGCAGUCAAAAAAACGACAAUGGCGGAAAACUACGGCAGCGUACAACCUCUACCCGGAAUUCAGCCUCCUGAGGUUGUGCAAAACAGUGGGACAGAUGAAUAUCAAAAUGAUGAACAUGAUGGCAGGUACAUACAACAGCUACAGCAGCGGGAAGAAUCUGAAAACCCAGAAGAAACCCAUGCAAGUCGUCCACUCUUGCAAGCAUCGUCGACGAGGUCAAGAACCAUAGCAAAACCUUCAACAAAAACGAAGCGAGGAAACCCCCCCACUGGUGGAACUGCUUCUACUUCGUUGUCCACUUUGAAACACGAACAGCACAGUAGACAAGAAAUAACAGCUCCUAAAAAGAACAGCAAGUUUUUCAACAAGAAAGACAUCAACAUCAAGAACGUCAAUCAUGAUCCCCAUUUUUCUUCUGCUUCCCUGUCAAACGCCGGAGAACAGGGUCCUCACCUUCUUGCUCCAAAGGAAUACCAAG